AUGAGCCUCCGUAAGCGUGGCGACGCAACGAAACUGUCCAAUGGAUCUGCACAUUCACCGUCACUGAUCAAGGACCAGAAGACAGAUUACUCACGGUGGCGUCUACGCGAUGAUCGAGGACGGCAAACAUGGCACUACUUAGAGUCAGCCGAAGAGUUAAAGAAUUGGCCGCAGACUGUUGCAGAUAAAUACUUUCUAGGUCUCGAUACAGGUCUACCAGAGCUGCCUCGAGCCAAUACACCAUUACAGGCAGCGGAGAAUGGUCUUAGCUUCUUCUCCAAGUUGCAACUGGAGCCCGGAAACUGGGGUUGCGAAUAUGGCGGCCCCAUGUUCUUGUUGCCGGGCACAAUUGUUACGCUCUAUGUCACGGACCUGCCAUUGUCGCAGCCGGAGCAAGCGGAGGUCAUUCGCUACAUCUUCAGCAUGCAAAACGUCGGCAGCAAGAACGGCGGUGACGGCGGCUGGGGCCUGCAUAUUGAGGGUGACUCUUCCGUCUUCGGCACCGCGAUGAAUUACACGACACUUCGUUUGCUCGGUGUUUCGCCUGAUGAUUCACGCAUGCGCCAGGCUCGUAAUUGCUUGCACGGGCUGGGCGGUGCGCUUAACGGACCGCAUUGGGCGAAAUUCUGGCUUUCCCUUCUCGGAGUGAUGGAGUGGGAUGUCGUCAACCCUGUUCCACCUGAGUUGUGGCUACUGCCAGACUGGACGCCGAUCUCGCCGUGGAGGUGGUGGAUCCAUAUGCGGCAAGUGUUCCUACCGAUGGGCUUCAUCUGGUCGAAGCGAUGGGUGUAUCCUCGAGCGGAAUCGGAUCCCUUGAUCAAACAGCUACGGCAGGAACUGUUCACUUUACCGCACGAGGAGAUAGCAUGGCCACGUUACCGCAAUGCCAUCAGCCCUAUCGACAAUUACAACCCAAAGUCCUGGCUGUUGAACUUGGUCAAUCUCCUUCUAGUAUGGAUCUGGAUACCGUUCCUUCGAUCCGACCGGAUCAUCGAACGCGGCGAGCGUUGGGCGUGGAAACUCAUACAGAUAGAAGAUGCGAACAGCGACUACGCAGAUCUCGCUCCAGUGAACGCGCCUAUGAACCUCCUGUGCUGUUACAUCGAAGAAGGAGCUAAAGCCUACUCUGUCAAACGCCAUCGUGAGCGGCUCCAAGACUUCUUGUGGAUGACGAAAGAUGGCCUGCUCGAGUGUGGUACUAAUGGCGUCCAAAAUUGGGACACAUCGUUUGCGAUCCAGGCGGUUGUCGCAACGGGUUUUGCAACGGAUCCAAAGAACCAUCAGACAUUGCAGAAAGCAUUAAAUUUCCUAGAGGAUCAGCAGUUCCUUGACCAUCCAACGUCUGCAGAGUGUGGCUAUCGUCAUGUGCGCAGAGGCGCCUGGGGCUUCAGUAACCGGACCCAAGGCUAUACAGUCUCAGACUGUACCUCAGAGGCGCUGAAAGCGACACUGCUGCUCCAAACGAUGCCAGAUCCUACCAAUCCAGGUGAGAAGCUUUUCUCGCAGGCCAUACCUGACCAACGUCUGAGGUGGGCAGUGGACAUCCUCCUAACAAUGCAGAACGGAGACGGUGCCUGCAGCUCUUAUGAGCCAACCAGAGGCAGCGAAAGGCUGGAGCUUCUGAAUGCUGCGGAAGUCUUCGGCCGCAUCAUGGUCGAGUACGACUAUCCGGAAUGCACAACAGCUUGCGUGACAGCGCUGCACCUUUUUAGGCAGCACUAUCCAAGCUAUCGUGCUGAUGCUAUCAACAUAUUCAUCAUGCGCGCAGUGCAGUGGAUCCGGAGCAACCAGCGUGCGGACGGCUCCUGGUACGGGAGUUGGGGUAUCUGCUUCACUUACGCUGGCAUGUUCGCAAUCGAAAGCCUUGCCACUCAAGGCGAGACUCACGCCAACAGUGAGCGUGUGCGCCGCGCCUGUCGCUUCUUUCUGGAUAGGCAAAACGAAGAUGGCGGUUGGGGCGAGUCGUACCGGAGCUGUGAAACAGGGAAGUGGUGCGAGCAUCCGGAAGGCUCUCAAGUCGUACAGACAGCGUGGGUGAUUAUUGCACUGUUGCAGGCGAAGUUCCCAGAGCGGGAACGGAUUGACAAGGCUGUCAAGCUGCUGAUGCAGAGACAGCAGCCUAACGGGGAGUGGCUGCAAGAAGGCAUCGAGGGUGUCUUCAACAAGAGCUGCAUGAUCUCGUACCCGAAUUAUAAAUUCAUUUUCCCCAUCCAAGCUUUGGGCAUGUACGCGAGACGCUACGGAGACUCAGGUGCAGAUGGCCACGCGUGA
This is a messenger RNA of Baudoinia panamericana UAMH 10762, 2271 nucleotides long. RefSeq lists its product as uncharacterized. Lineage: Eukaryota; Fungi; Ascomycota; Dothideomycetes; Mycosphaerellales; Teratosphaeriaceae. The record is from RefSeq and is a predicted model, not a curated record. Gene Ontology annotation, molecular function: lanosterol synthase activity. Gene Ontology annotation, biological process: triterpenoid biosynthetic process; ergosterol biosynthetic process. The transcript is spliced from 4 exons. Gene Ontology annotation, cellular component: lipid droplet. The coding region runs from base 1 to 2271 and encodes 756 amino acids.